UCCAUUGCAACAAGUUGUAAGUUGUAACCAAAAGUCCACUUUCUGAUUUCCGGUUCCGUUCGUUCCCUCCUAACCACUUCCCAUUUUAUUCUUCAUUUCACUGACACCACACUUUAUUUACAUCUUCGUAUUUCCCUUUCCUCGAAACUUAAUUAGAACUCAAAAUAUAGAAAAAUAAGACAACAUAUUAAUUCGUCGUGUUCCUCAUCAUGUUCCUAUUUGAGGUUUCUUCUUGCUCUGUCUUUUUUUCCCUUAUUCACUGCUUCCAAUAUCUUCAAUUUCAAUUCUUUUAUUCUUCUUUUAAUUUUCAGGAUCUCUGGUCCCUCCCGCGCCUCUUCUCAGAGUCGCUUAAUUUACAGUCUUUACGCGAAUCCUUUACGAGCUCGAGCUGUGACAGAACGGAGUCGGAGCAAUGCCGCGACGAGUCGGCGGCGAUGGUUCUGAAAUUCGUGGCGGUGGCGUCGAUUCUGGUCGCCGGAUUCGGGGGAGUCUCGAUUCCGCUGGUCGGGAAGUCGCGGCGGUUUCUUCGACCGGACGGCGACGUUUUCGCGGCGGCGAAGGCGUUCGCGGCGGGGGUGAUUUUAGCGACGGGGUUCGUCCACAUGCUGAGGGACUCGUGGGACGCGCUUCGGGAGCCGUGCUUGGGGACGCACUCGCGCGCGUGGGCGAAGUUUCCCUUCACCGGUUUCUUCGCCAUGGUGUCAGCGCUCUUUACUCUACUGGUUGACUUUUUAGCGACGGAAUAUUACGAGCGCAGAGAGGCGCGUGGGCGCGUGGAGCGAGGGAAGGUUGUUGAUUAUGAUGAAGGUUGUGACGAGGCGUUGUUGGAAACGGGAAUCGUGGAGGUUAAGGAUCUUGGGCGAGGGGGAAGACACUCCCACUCUCACGACGGCGAUGAUGUGGAAAGUAGUGUUCGACACGUCGUCGUUUCACAGGUAUUGGAACUUGGGAUUGUAUCACAUUCGAUGAUAAUUGGGUUAUCUCUAGGAGUUUCACAAAGUCCCUGUACCAUGAAACCCCUAAUUGUGGCAUUAUCCUUCCAUCAAUUCUUUGAAGGAUUUGCACUUGGUGGUUGCAUCUCCCAAGCCCAAUUCAAGACCUUAUCAGCAACAAUAAUGUCAUGUUUUUUUGCACUAACAACGCCACUUGGUGUUGCUAUUGGAGCUAGUGUUGCUUCAAUUUUUAACCCUUACAGUCCAGUAGCACUCAUCACUGAAGGCAUCUUGGACGCCUUGUCAGCUGGGAUUUUAGUGUAUAUGGCUUUAGUGGACUUAAUAGCUGCAGAUUUUCUUAGCAAGAAAAUGCGUUGUAACUUUAGGUUUCAGAUAAUAUGUUACUGUCUGCUUUUCCUUGGGGCUGGAUUGAUGUCUUCACUUGCAAUUUGGGCAUGAUACUUUCCUAUGUUGCUGUAAAUUAUUUUUCAAUUAAUGUUGAUAUAUAGGUUUAUUGUUUUUAACGUUGUGAUCAUGUUCCUUUCUGUAACCACUAGUAAUUAACUCAAGAAAAAUAUAGAGGAUACUCAA
Glycine soja is the source of this 1523-nucleotide messenger RNA. Its product is annotated as zinc transporter 4, chloroplastic-like. The transcript has 3 exons. Bases 210 to 1391 code for a protein of 393 amino acids. The record is from RefSeq and is a predicted model, not a curated record. Gene Ontology annotation, molecular function: zinc ion transmembrane transporter activity. Gene Ontology annotation, biological process: zinc ion transmembrane transport. Gene Ontology annotation, cellular component: plasma membrane. Lineage: Eukaryota; Viridiplantae; Streptophyta; Magnoliopsida; Fabales; Fabaceae.